Messenger RNA from Hydra vulgaris (swiftwater hydra), 1506 nucleotides. Its product is annotated as ammonium transporter Rh type A. Lineage: Eukaryota; Metazoa; Cnidaria; Hydrozoa; Anthoathecata; Hydridae. Gene Ontology annotation, molecular function: ammonium channel activity. The record is from RefSeq and is a predicted model, not a curated record. Gene Ontology annotation, cellular component: plasma membrane. Gene Ontology annotation, biological process: ammonium homeostasis; ammonium transmembrane transport.
UAGAAAGUUUACAUACUAAAGUUAUAUGGAAAAUGAAACAAGUUGGAAUUUCGUUUCCACUGGCAUUAAUUGCAUUCCAAGUAUUACUUCUUGCUUUGUUUGCUGGAUUUGUUGAUUACGACUAUACGAAAUCUGGGCAUAACAAUAAGUUUUAUGCGCAAUUUCAAGACAUUCAUGUUAUGAUUUUCAUUGGUUUUGGUUUUUUGAUGACUUUUUUGAAAAAGUAUGGCUAUGGAGCUCUUUCAUACAACUUACUCUUAGCCGCAGCCACAAUUCAAUGGGCAACACUUAUAAAUGCAUGGAUAAAACAACGAAUGCAAAAAAAUAGCAAUCAUUUUGAAGGCAAUCCAACUAAAAUUAAAGUUGGAGUGACAGACAUGAUAACGGCUGAUUUUACGGCGACAGCUGUUCUCAUUUCUUAUGGUGCAGUUAUCGGCAAGGCUAGUCGUGUCCAGCUUUUUGUGAUGACUAUUGUAGAAUGUGUGAUCUUUGCUAUCAACGAAAACAUAAUUAUGGAAUAUCUAAAAAUUUCAGACGUUGGAGGGACAAUUGUACUGCAUGUGUUCGGUGCUUACUUUGGACUGGCAGUUUCAUUUAUCUUAAAAAACCAUUCAGAUUUAAAACAUAAAGAAGGAUCCGAAUACCAUUCUGAUAUCUUCUCUAUGAUUGGCACAUUGUUUUUAUGGGUAUUUUGGCCAAGUUUUAAUGCCGGUUUACUUGGAGACAAAUCAAUUCAACAAAGUCGAGCUUUGGUAAACACAUACUUUUCCCUGGCAGCUUGUGUUUUAACUUCAUUCGCGUGUUCUUCCUUUGUCAACAAGAAAUUUAAGUUAAACAUGGUUCAUAUUCAAAAUGCAACACUUGCUGGAGGAGUUGCAGUCGGAACAUGUGCAGAUCUGAUGAUAAAACCCUGGGGAGCAAUAAUGAUCGGGAUGUUUGCUGGUUGUAUAAGCGUACUUGGAUACAAUUACCUUACGCCAAUAUUAAAUAAACAUAAAAUACACGACACUUGCGGUGUUCAUAAUUUACACGGAAUGCCCGGUGUAUUUGGUGCAUUAUGUGGAGCAGUAGCGGCGGCAGCUAUUAAACCAAAAAGUUAUUAUGAUAAAGAUGACUUUUUAAACAUUUACACGCUUGGUGAAGAGAGAACUCUCGUUAAACAAGGUUGCUUUCAGCUUGCAGCAUUACUUGUUUCUCUUACUCUGGCUAUUGUUGGAGGACUAAUGACAGGACUUCUAGUAAAUUUCUUCCAAAGCAUUGUUGAUGACGAUCAUUUUGACGACAAAGGAGAUUUUGAGAUUCCUGCAGAUCACGAAUAUUGCGAGGAAUCAAACAAAGAUCAGUUAAUGAAUAACAUGAACGAAUGAAGAACUUCAAAAAUUUAUUUUUAAAUAACUUAGCAUUAAUAGUUUUUUUAAAGAUAAAACUCUUUUUUUUAAUUUAAUUUAUAAGGAAAACAAAUAGUGGUAUGAGAAAAUGCGUAAAUUUAACAAUGAAAUCCUUAAA